AGCCACCAAGCACACAACCUUUACUUUACAUAUACCCCCUCCGCAAAAAGCAUGGAUCGAUUAACACAGUUGCAAGAUGCCAUUGACGCUAUGGCACGCAUGUUUACAAAUAGUUUAUUCUAUGUUCACGAGAAAUCAGCAAUGGCAGAACUAAACAACCAAAUACCAAUCGCACAACCGAAAAUACAAGCAGAUCCGCCGGAAGAAUUUAAUCAAAAUAUGCACGAAUUAGCGACGGACUUGGUGAAAAAGGCAAAAGAAAUUGACGCGUUGAUCGAAGUGCUGCCAGGGAUCAACAAUUCAGAAGAGGAGCAGAUCCGGACACUGGAAGAUCUAGAAGAACAAAACAAGGCAGCGAACGAGGACUAUGAAGCAGCUGUCCGUGAAAUGGGUAUGAUGAGAGCGUAAUCCAUUGGUGCCUGUUUCGUUUCGCCCCCCAAUGACACCGUGUUUUGACACAAGGAUUAACUCCGGUUAUCUCUAACGUUCAAAAUGUAGAGUCCGUAAAGGCAAAGGUUACGCAAACGUUGCGGAUAAUAGCGGAUGAACAAAGCGUUAGGCAGUAGAGCUGGGGGAUGGUAAAAGAAGGGAAAGAGGGCUGUUCUGCUCAACAAACAAGACAAACAACACCAAACGCACAAAAGUAAAAAAAAAAAAAAACUAAAUAAAAACCAGACGAGUCUUCUUUUUUUGAAACUAUAAA
Molecule: messenger RNA, 703 nt
Organism: Zychaea mexicana
Lineage: Eukaryota; Fungi; Mucoromycota; Mucoromycetes; Mucorales; Lichtheimiaceae
Exons: 5
Coding region: 52-408 (118 amino acids)
Biological process (GO): regulation of transcription by RNA polymerase II
Cellular component (GO): mediator complex
Molecular function (GO): transcription coregulator activity
Source: RefSeq, a predicted model, not a curated record